Messenger RNA from Phymastichus coffea, 1477 nucleotides. RefSeq lists its product as uncharacterized. Gene Ontology annotation, molecular function: zinc ion binding; nucleic acid binding. The record is from RefSeq and is a predicted model, not a curated record. Lineage: Eukaryota; Metazoa; Arthropoda; Insecta; Hymenoptera; Eulophidae. The coding region runs from base 86 to 1477 and encodes 463 amino acids. The transcript is spliced from 2 exons.
CGAUAAUAACGAUAACAGGAUAAAAUAGCGGAAUAACGAUAACAAACAGAGCAUUAAUCGGCCAAAAUCUACCAGGAGCUUGACCAUGCCUCCCAAAUUUGGAACCCGCACACGACGGCCCCUCCACCACCGGCCAGAAUUGGAAUUCCGGCCAACAGAGGACGGCCCACCACCCAAACCAGAGCUCGUCAUUAUAUCCUCAGAUGAGGAAGAUGACCACGACCGACAAGACCAGAGGGCAACAGCGCCAUCCCCCUCGUUCUCGACCUCCUCCUAUAUAAUGGAGAUAGAGGAGGAGAUUUUGAAAGAAAAGGCUCGCCUCGGACUGCAGGAUCGACUUACCCUGGCAGCAAAAAGGGUAGCGGCCCUGGUUCCCCCGGCGGAACAAACUGCAGCCGACCAAAAAAUAUUCCACCUGGCAGGCCUCAUCGAGAAAACGGGUGGAAACCAACCUUCAGGAAGCGGCCAGAGCUCAGACGAGUCGGGAAUAGUCCUCCUUACAAGAGGAGAAGGAUUAGAUAGCCCCACGGACGAAACCAGACCGACCAGCCGAGACCCGACCCCGGAGACCACGAGAGCGACGGUAGUCCCUGCUAUCCGGGGGGGAGACCAGCCCGAGGAUAGCCAGGAGGACCCGAAACCGAGCCAAACCGAGAGAUCGUCGCAACACCAUCCUCACCCGGGAUGGUUACCGGUCACAAACACGGACGAUAGGGCCACCCUAAUCCGCGGAAUCGAGGAAAGGAGGAUAAGGGGGGAAAAUGGCCGGAGGAGAAGAUACAACCUUCGGAGGCACCUGGAAUAUAAUGACCUGGUGAGCGUGAUGGACCGUUCGGACGCAUCCAGCGACGAACCAGGUCCCCCAACCCGCACAUCACCACCUCGAGGCAUCCGCCCCUGGAUAAAUUACGAAGCCCGCCCCAGAGAUACCGGAGCAGGCUUCGGAAAUCUAAGAGCCAUCCCUACAGACCCGACCAUAGACCCUCCUGGCCGCAGUUGCUUUAACUGCUGGAUGCCCGGACACAGCUACCGGACCUGCCCGCGUCCAACGGAAGCCAACCAAUAUUGCGGCAACUGUGGCCGGAGAGGGGUGGGGGUCGAAAACUGCCCAAGAUGCGCAGAGGAAUAUUGGCAUCGCCAGGACAGGACAACCGCGGGCCGACUGACGCACCACGUGGCACAUCCAGAGGCCCCACCUCCCUCCUACGACGAAGUGGUGCAACCAGCCACCAUUAAUCGACCGGGGCCAUCAACCGGCGCUAUCCCACGCCCCCCUGAAUAUAGACGCCAGAACCGUCACAACCCCAGCCACAGCCGACCGCACAUUGAAGCCGCACAAGACAUCGAGGACCGCCUGAGGGAACUGGAUAAACUUCGUCAAGCCGUGGAGGCUAUGGCCGCGGCAGAACGCCGAAAUUUAGAGAAGGUUAGAAGAAACCGCAGUUUGAAUCGGGGCAGAGAAUCCAGUAGCGAUUAA